Messenger RNA from Trypanosoma cruzi, 654 nucleotides. RefSeq names its product mucin TcMUCII, putative. The record is from RefSeq and is a predicted model, not a curated record. The transcript has a single exon. Bases 1 to 654 code for a protein of 217 amino acids. Lineage: Eukaryota; Euglenozoa; Kinetoplastea; Trypanosomatida; Trypanosomatidae.
AUGAUGACGUGCCGUCUGCUGUGCGCCCUGUUGGUGCUUGCCCUGUGCUGCUGCCCGUCCGUGUGUGCGACAACUGUUGAUGAGGAUCAGGAUGUUGCAGGUUCAGAAACCCUUGCGCCAAUGGCAACAGUCGAGACGGAACAGGCAUCAGGGACGCCCGACAAUCUGAAGGGAGGAAGCCAGAAAUAUGCGGGUCAGACGUCCAAUCCGACGAGUGAUAAGGAACAGACACUAGAAUCUCACAGCGCGCCACAGACACACGAUGGUGCGCCCGUUACUGCGGUGGGACAAAUUACAACCAAUCCGGAGCAGCCACCUACUGGGGGCACUGAGUCGGCAAACAAAGCGAAAGAGAGGCCCCUUAGUUUGGAAGUGACAGGUAAAGCCGAUGCGCAGCAGCCAACAAGUGCGACUGCUGCAAUGAAGGUAUCAGAUAGCGAUGCCCCUGCGCCAACCACUACAACGACUACCACAACAACCACCGCGCCAGAGGCACUACUUAACACGGCGAUGAAUACAGAGGCGCCAACCACGACGACCACCCGCGCACCGUCACGUCUUCGCGAAAUUGACGGCAGCCUCAGCAGCUCUGCGUGGGUGUGUGCCUCGCUGCUGCUCGCCGUAUCCGCGCUGGCGUGCACCGCUGUGGGCUGA